Manihot esculenta (cassava) is the source of this 2426-nucleotide messenger RNA. RefSeq lists its product as uncharacterized. The record is from RefSeq and is a predicted model, not a curated record. Bases 533 to 2245 code for a protein of 570 amino acids. NCBI's taxonomy places the organism in Eukaryota, Viridiplantae, Streptophyta, Magnoliopsida, Malpighiales, Euphorbiaceae. The transcript has 4 exons.
UUUGUAUCUCUCAAUCUCUCUAUCAAAUUUUCUGCUUGUCUAUACUUCAGAAUCUUUUUGAACAUAUGUAGCUUUGCUGUACAUGCAAGUAUCUCAAUAUUUUACGCUUUAUCAUCAACAUGAUUUAGCUGUCAAAGUAGCCUUCUGUGUUUAUGCAGCAGUGUGCUCUGAAUUGAUAUUGUUAACAUCCAAGACCAAGAAGAUAAUUUCUGAAACUUGUAGUUAAUUUGAUUAUCAUAUGAAGUCUAGAGGCAGCAAUCGGCUGUGCAUCUUUAAUAUUUGAACUGAUUAAAUAUCUAAAAGUUGCUCUUCAUGGUUCUUUUAGUAGUGUAUAAGAUAUGACUAGUUCCAUAUAUGCACUGUGAGAAUCUUCUAGUCUAGUGUUUGAGUUGAUUCAAUUUGCAAGGCAUUAGACUAAUAGUUCAGUUGUCGAGUUCUGGGAAUUGGGAUUUUGAUGCCUGACACCCCGCCCUUCAAAAAAUUUUGAUGUACCGAAAGAAAUAUGCAGUCCUAUAAAUUGUGAGGCCCUUCAAUGUGUACUUAUAAUUAUGAUCUAACACUAAGUUUGGUGCAUCAUUCAGCUUUUCAAAUUUGGGAUAAAGAAAGGAAUUUGGUAGGGAAAGUUCAUAUAAGGGAACGAAAGAGUAUGGCAUCUCUUACACCAGGAGUGCUUCUGAGGCUUCUUCAGAGUAUGAACUCCAAUGUAAAGGUUCGGGGAGAGUAUCGGUCUGUUCUAUUACAAGUUAUCAGCAUUGUUCCUGCCUUAACCGGCUCAGAACUAUGGCCUAACCAAGGCUUCUUUGUAAAAGUAUCUGAUUCCUCCCAUUCGACCUACGUGUCACUAUCCAAGGAAGAUAAUGACCUAAUUAUGAAUAACAAGUUACAACUUGGACAAUUUUUCUAUGUUGAUAGAAUAGAAGCUGGAACCCCAGUUCCAAUACUAGUUGGUGUUAGACCAGUUCCAGGGCGAAAUCCUUUCGUGGGGAAUCCAAAAGAUUUGAUGCAAAUGUUAGUGCCAUCUGAGGGUCCUGUACCAGUUGAAAGUGAAGGAACUAAUGGAUCAAAACUGAAGGAGUUAUUGGAAGGGAAAGAGGAAAGUCCAAGACAGAGAAUUGUUAUCAAGGAGGAAAAAGCUGCUGUUGCAUCUAGAUAUAUGCAGGGUGUUUUGACAGCAAGUCCUAAAGUAAGUGGAACGGAAUCGAGUGGAGGUGGGAGAAUCAAUGAGAUGGAGAACAAUGGUGCAGGUAAUAAGAAGGUUGGCUUAGUGAAAGAGAAACAACAAGAAAACAAAGGUCAGGCACAGCCAACUACUCCUCAUCGAAAUCGACCUGACUCAGUUUUGUUAAAGCCAGAUGUUGGUUUAUCAAACGCCAAGGAGACUCAAAUGCUUUCCAGGAGCAUGUCUGCAAAAUGUUCGUCAAAUAAACAGGAAACCACAAGCUUGAAUGCAGACAAAAAAUCUUCUCCUGAGAUUUCAACAUCAUGGACCUCUCUCCCUCCAGGCCUCUUGAAGUCUGGAAAGGGAAUGGUUAGAAGGAGAUAUUUAGCUUCUUUGGUUGCAGCAGAAGCUCAGAAAGAAGCAUCUACAGCUGCAGUUCUUAUCAAGUGCCUCAACAUGUUUGCCGAUCUCCGCGCCUCUGCCUCACAAGAGAACCCCCAUCUCUCUCUGACCAAGUUCUUCACACUGCAACAGCUCAUCGACCAACCAAACGUAACAAUCCCAUUAAAAGAUAAAUCACUCAAGAUAUCCACUCAAUUUUCAUUUUCUGACACAGAAAAAACAAGCAAAAAGACAGGUCUAAGUCAUGUUAAGAGUACAUUGAAGUCUCCAAAGUCUUCAAUGGAGUUAGGUGUACCUGAGAAGCUGGAGUGGGCUAAAGGAGAUGGCACAAAAGAAAUCAAGGAAUUAAGGGAGACUGUCUUGAGUGAAACAAGAAAUUGGUUUUUGAAAUUCUUGGAAGGAGCCUUGGAUACCGGGUUUCGGGUUGCUAUCCAGGAGAAAAAGGGUAAGGACAUUGCUGGUCGGAGAAUGGAACCUGAGAACAACCAUAUUGCUGUGACAUUGUCACAGCUCAAGCAUGCAAAUGAGUGGCUAGAUAAACAAAGAAACAACUUGAUCUCUGAAAAUAAUAAUGGAUUAUUGGAGAGUGUUGAUCGGUUGAAGCAAAAGGUUUAUGCUUGUUUGCUUGCUCAUGUUGAUUCAGCUGCAUCAGCUCUAGAGAAUCGAUCUGAUCGAGUUCGAUAGAGAAAGGGCGUUUAAGUUCAUGUUUUAUGCAUCUCCAUUGUCCAAAAAUAACUUAUUAGUGACAUUGAUUACUGAUCCAGGAUAAACUGAGCCAAACAAUAUUGCAGGUUUGCCAAUCUUAUUUAUAAAGGGAAAGUAUGUAUGGAGUUUUAUGUUCAUGAAAUAAGAGACCAUUUGAAGG